Cyclopterus lumpus (lumpfish) is the source of this 6584-nucleotide messenger RNA. It is a transcript of the gene bahd1, whose product is annotated as bromo adjacent homology domain containing 1. The record is from RefSeq and is a predicted model, not a curated record. Gene Ontology annotation, molecular function: chromatin binding. The transcript is spliced from 7 exons. Bases 541 to 3096 code for a protein of 851 amino acids. NCBI's taxonomy places the organism in Eukaryota, Metazoa, Chordata, Actinopteri, Perciformes, Cyclopteridae.
UUAAAGUCUCGAGGCUGGAGAUUGUUACGCUUAGCGCGCGGAGUGAAGGAGAGAAAAAAAAAGAAUAAUAAUAAGAAGAAGAAAAAAAAAAAAGGCUUCAGCGGAUCAACUGCACAUGAGUCGCCCUCCACUCUGUUUUCCUCCUCCACUCGCGGGACUCGCGUACACCUGACGCAUCUCUCUCUCUCUCGCCCCGGUGGAAGUGAUCCUUCUUCUUGACACCGGGGUCGCGUCCAGCCCGCAGAGCGGUGAGACACAACAACCUUCAACUCUUAUCGCUUCUCGUGCUAAACUGAAAGUGCGCGGCAGGACGGGAUUAACAGAUCCUUUCUGUCGGGGCUCUGUGGACCCGAAAGGAAACUUUUAGAAGGAGCUGUCCUUCACUUGUGUUCGUCUCGCAUCGCCUCAAAGAGAGUGUAUGGACCCUGGUGAUGACCCAUGAUGAUGCUCGCUGAAGGGUCUCUCUGAGCUCAAACCCGCCAUCGUAGCACCCCGGUGGAUGAAGAGGAGGUGGUGGCUCUGCCCCCAGACGCUGUGACCAUGGUGAAAGCCCAGCGGAGCCAGCCUGUGAAAUGUGGGAAGCCCCGGAAGGAGAAGGGAAGCAAGGAGAAAGGAGGUGGUGUGAAAAAAGGGAAAGAGAGAAAAAACGAGUUGAGAGGAAGGAAAAAGAAGGAUAAAAAAGAGUCACUGGCAGGGGGUGAUGGAGAAGCGCUGGACUGUCGUGUCCUGCUCACCCGUCUGGAGGAGAAACGAGUUGAGGGUAAAGAAAAGGAUGCAUCAAAAUCUGGCAAAAAAAAGAAGGUUAAAGUCAAGAAGAAGCUGCAGUCCAGCUCCAGUCAAAGAAGGACCAAAUCUGGAUUUAAGAAAACGCCCACAGCCAAACAGCAAGCACUGGAACCAAAAAUCAACCAAUCUGACGCCUUACUCAUGUUUCCCGCACCUGUCUUUGAGCCCCGCCGGCGGAGAAUGGCCUCUCUUAACGCUGAGGCUGUCAACAGCUUGCUGCUCUACAGAAAUGAUUCUCUGGCGUCAAAUCACACAAAGAAACGGCAGCCUUCUAGUGAAGAUAAAGCUAAAGAUAGUCUCACUAAAACUGAACAUAGAAGUCAUAAAACCAAAAAGGUUUCUCCACGAGGGAAAGCAGACCCAAAGGAAAGACCUAAAAAACAGAGGCGGUCAGCCGCGGAGGCUCAGAACAUCGACUGGUCGGCUUUGUUUGCACCAGCGCCUCGCCGUCAAGCAGGCCUCACUGCUGCAACGCUGCUCAAACUCACGAGUGCCCACUAUGGAACCAAGCGGCAAAAGAAGACGGAGUCCAAGCCGGCGAGUGGGAGUGAAGCAGCAGCUACGACUCAGGGUGAGAUUAGCAGCAAACCAGUAUGUGGAGAAGCAACACUGACCAAAAGAACAACGCAUCCCAAACAUGCAGACCAACUAAAGCACAUAAAACAGGGUACAGAGGAUCCAGUUCGUUCCCAGCUGGACUCGACCAUCCAGGGUUGCUGUAGUUUGUGUAAAAGCGAGACUUUGGAUCCGGAGUGGAAGGGCACCGUAGGAGGACAGGAGUGUCUCAAACAUGAGCUCCAUCGGGGCUCUUCACUGGGAUUCUCCUUGAAGACAAUCAAAAAGGAGCAGGUGGAGACUGACGUGUCUUCCUGCUACUGCUGCUCCCAAGAGAGGUGUGUUGAGUACUCUCACAGACUGGCCCUCUUCCUGGGGGACAAGACCUUCAAGGAGCCAGAGGAUGGCACAAUGUUCCACCACCACCAUCACCACCACCAUCAUCAUCACCACCAUCUUCAGUCCCCUCACUCCGUAAGCCACCCAGCAGCCAUAACCAUCAGCCCACACGCCUACACCUGUUUUCCCGGCUACUACGUCCACUUCAGCCACCCGGACACCCCGCCCUCUCCCAUGCCACCCCUCGCUUUGUGCCCAAAGAGCGGCAAGAGGCCCAAGCUGCUUCCCAGCACCGGUCCACAGCCCUCAGGGAUUACCCAUCCAGUGUACUGCUGCACCUCAGUGGAGGCGUGCUACGGAGAGCCCUGCAGGAUCAAUGGCUACUCGUCCUACACCAGUGUGAUUCCAGCCAUCGCCAGAGGAGGGUGCUCCUUCAGCCCCACGGACUGCACCAAAUGUAACCACGGCAUCAAAAGAGCAGACGAUUACCCAUCAACCCUCAAUGACCAUCACAGUUCUUCCUCCAUCCCCAUCUCGCCUGACCCCAGAACCCUCACUGGCUGCCCCUUUCCCACUGUGCCUCCAGCCGGCCAAUCAGUGCCCCACGUUCAAACUCCCCUGUCCGACCCCAGCCAACCGCAGCCUCCGCUGCAGGUGGCGAAGGAGUGUCCACAGAUUGCCAAGUCGCCCAGCGGGUCGAGGUCUGGCGCACGCGGCACCGGCAGCAUCAGCGCGGCUGUCUGCCCUCUAAACAGGAACAAGAAGCAGAAGCUCGGCGUUGCAAGCGUCGGAGGGCGAACGGUUGCCAAGCAGCCAAAGAACGGACGCCAAAAAUCCACCAAUGGCUGGCAGCCAGUUGGCCUGCCCUUUCAGAAGGAGGUUUUCUCUGUGGGAGAGGAGGCCCUGGUGCUGAGGAAGUGUUUCGAGGGAGUCCAGAGGGACGGGGACCUGAUUCGGGUCAGAGACACUGUUCUGCUGAAAUCUGGACCGAGAAAGAAGUCUCUGCCUUACGUGGCCAAGAUCUCAGCUCUGUGGGAGGAGCCAGAGUCAGGAGAGCUGAUGAUGAGUUUGUUUUGGUACUACCGUCCAGAACACACACAGGGGGGCCGCAAUCCCAGUAUACAUUGUGAGAAUGAGAUCUUUGCGUCUCGUCACCAGGAUGUUAACAGUGUGGCCUGUAUUGAAGACAAAUGCUAUGUCCUAACAUUGGCACAGUAUUGUCGAUUUUGUGCCUUGGUAAAACGCCAUAGGGAGGGCGUGAGUGACUGUGCCGCCGCCUUCGUGGUGCCACCCAGUGUCGUCAACGCCAUGCCCACCCACCACUGUGUGCCCGAUGACGUCGACCCAGAGCUGGUGUUUUUCUGUCGACACGUCUAUGACUUUCGCUACGGACGCCUCCUCAAGAACCUGCAGUAGCAUCUGACGGUGCAUGACCCAUAAUGCUAUUGGAAUCGAGAUAAUGUUAGACAUCCUCCACAACUUAGAUUGGCUACACACCUACCUGCUGCUUGUGGGACAUAAACUGGAAGUGUAGGAUGAAGGAUUAGCAGAUGAGCUUCAUUUGUUUUUAAAUAUCUUGCUUGUACUUACAUGCCACACCUUUUAUUUAGUGAGAGUAAUACCCUGACAUAUAGUAUAGAAGUUAUGAUGGCAGUGUACCGGUCUUCAUCAUACAUGGCUCUGUGGUGUCGUAGCAGCUGUUUGGAGAACUUGGACCUUACUCUGCUGUAGAAAAUGCUCCUGUGGCUCUUUGACAUUUGAUCGAUUUGAAGAGAGGUUGAUGUUACAUGUGAAUUAUGUUACUGUCGGCCUGACGGACAUCAGACACUCCGUGUGUAUCUCAAUGAUAAGUCAUAGCUGAAGGAAAUCUUAGGUAUUUUUUAGGUGUGUUAGGCAAGGACCAGCAUUGGUCCUUGAGAAGAGACAGAGAUUUAAUCAUAUUUGAUAUUCGAUAUAUUCUGAGUACAAAUGUUUGCAGAUACAAAUGAAGCUCUCGUGAACAUCUGUGUUCAGGGUGUUUUAGGGAAUAGUUUUUUUGUAUAUUUUUUGCUAUCUUGACAAAGGGUAGAUGAGGUAAUAAUGCCACUCUUAUGUCUGUAUGGUUAAAUAGGAACCUAGUGCCAGCAGUGCACCAUUUAGCAAAGCAUAUAGAGACUCGAAGACUGUUUCCAACUGUUUUCAGUCUUUUUACUGAGCUAAGCUAACUAACUGGCUCCUGGCCACAGCUCCAUACUUACCAGACAAACGUGGGAGUCCUACCGAGAAAAUCAUCAAACUCUUGGCAAGAAAGCAAAUGUCUCAAUUUCCAAACGGUUGUAUGAUUUAACAUUUCCCUUUUCAUGUAACUGUGAUUGACCUGUAGGUCUAUGUCGUAAACUCUGACCACAGCUGUGAGGAGAGUUCAGAAGGUUUGUUUCAAGACAAUUCAACUUUUUUUUUUUGUUAACUAUGAUUAAGUACAGGCACAGCAAACGACGAAACGUGGAUGAUUUUUAGCUCCACCUCUCUGGUUUUUCUGAGAGAAGUUUGAGUUUUAUGUAACUCUUCAAUUCACCUGACUGGUGAUUUCCUAAUAUAGGACAAAGAAAGCACACUUCACUUAGUUUGAUUUUGCAGUGUGAAGACGUCCAAUGAGCCGAGCAUUGACAAGGUUUUUUGUUAUGCCAACGCUGAGGAAUAUUUUACUUUCUCAAAGCUGAUUGUCGGAGGUGUAAUGUCAGCUAACUGUAUAUUUGCAUUUAUAUACUGUAUCUGGAUGAGUGUCUGUUCUGUUCGUGGCAGAUGGCAGUUAGUCACCUAUAUUCUUGUUUUCUUCACCGAUGAGAUGGUGAGUAAUGUAUUCAGUGUAGCAUUUAGAGCUGUGUUGAUGAUGAUGAUGAUGAUGAUCCAUAUGAUCCAUUCCUAUGUUUGAGAGAAGAUAUGUAUUUAUUUCUGUACUGAGAAAAUAUAAUUUAUUUUCAAAAGAUAAUUUUAAAGAAUAGAGUUUUAGAUGAGUUGCUUGUAUUCCUGAUUAUAAAGGAGGUCUCUCCUUAGCUGCACUGUCUAAGAUAAAACGUGUGAGUCAUUCGCAAUAGUAUUUCUGUGACUGAUUGAGCUUGCUUGCCCAAUACAAGCCUAUUAGAUGUUGUGUUGAAAAUGUUAAAGUCCUCCAGGCAGAUUUGAGGACACAUUUCGAAGGAUCUCAGAUACAGUUUGAAGGACACCUGCUAACAUGUGACCAGAGAUGCUUAACCUGCAGGACCAAAACGUACCUUGGCCUCUCCCAGCUUCCUGCCAUUCUCCUGUCACUUCUCCUAAGAUGAUAAAGCUUUGCCUCUUCACCUUUAAAUGCCGAAUGCUACAAUGAUUUAGACCUACCUUGCCAUUAGCCUGUGCCCUUGAUCUUGCUGCCUUAUAGAACAUUCCCAGCCUUUCAUUUAGAGAUGUGUGCUGAUAUCAGCCUCGGGUAGUGAGGCUUCUUAGUGCGCUGAUCUUGAUUCCUAGAUGCUUGAGAAGCAUCUCCGGUCCAUCGCAUUCAUGUGGUCUUUUGUGCGAUCUGAAAGGUCAAAAUGAUCCUUGAUAAACACUUUUAUUUUGGCAAAAGUCUGCCCAAAUUUCGAUUCAAAUAUAAAGUGAUCAGUUAAAAAUCUGUUACGGCUAUAGUUCAACAUUUGGGGAAAUGCACUUAUUUCCUUCCUCGUGUCGAGUUAAGUGACGAGAUGGAGACCAGUCGAAGCUCCAGAACCCGAUCGGCCUCGCUGAGCAUAAAGACUGCAGGGGGAACAGCUCUGUCAGAAAAGGCAAAAUAAUCCAUCUACCUGCACCUCUAAAGAUCAUUAGAUAAUUAAUUAGCAUGGUGUCUGUAAUAAUCUCAUCUUUAUGCUCAGCUGGGCUAACUGGCCGCUGGAUGUAGCUUUAUAUUUAGCGUGCAGACACGAGUGUGGUAUUGGUUUGCUCAUCUGACUCUCAACAAGAAAGUGUAUUUCCCAAAAUAUUGGGUUUGUAGUUUUGUGCCUCUUGAAGAAGGCUGCAGUCAGCUUGAAUUCCAUCGGUUAGAAAGUUUUAGAUGGUGGAUAAAAAAUAUCAAAAUGCCCACAGAGACUUUUCUAAUCCACUUCUUCUUCAUAAUCCACCUCUCGGCUGUCUGUCUGAAUUGACAUUAUGUUCCAAACAAAAGACACAACUUCCUGGCAGAGCUUCAAGCAGUGAGGAAAUGGAUUAUGCUGCAUGAGUGUUUCAGAGGUUGUAAGUCGUUCUUCUGCUUUGAAACGACUUCAAUCCUUUGCAUCCGACAUGUUUUAGGGUCCCAAGCGCUGUUCUACAUGAACUAUUUACAGCCACCUUAAACCCUCAGGGGGUAGUUGAUUGGGAAAAGAUCGAUUUUGGGUGGAGUACCAUCUGAAAAUGCCCACAUCCUGCCUACUUCUGCUUUACGUUUUGUACAGAGAAUAGAUUACUUACUGACUCUUGUCCAUUCAUUAGGCUGAAAUGGAAAGAAAAGACCUUGCCAUGUUCAUCAAACCAGAGGUUUUCCCUCUAUAUCAAAACUAAAGCAAACUUUCUCCACCGACUGGAACAUUUAAUUGAACAUUGAUGGAUGGUGGAUGUACAAUCCAACAAAGCAUAAUUGGGUUUAUUUGGUUUCAUUUGGAUCUUCAAUUGUAAAUCCCCCUGGAGGUUCUGGAUCAGUUAGAAACCACACGCAGUACAUGUUAUGGCCUUAGGAAUCACUCUGCAAACUAAUUAUGUCUAAUCAAGAUGUGUGAUACUUAUGUCUUAAUUGGUCCUCUGUGCCUGUUCCCACUAACCCAUAUUUACUCUGAACGUUUUCCACGGAGAGAAGGACGAGCUGCUGUUCUCCCCCAACUUCCAAAUGCCUUUCAUUGUUGCCAGAUGAUGCUAGUCUGAUCUUGAAUCACCACAAA